Penicillium bovifimosum is the source of this 1059-nucleotide messenger RNA. RefSeq names its product cytochrome P450. Lineage: Eukaryota; Fungi; Ascomycota; Eurotiomycetes; Eurotiales; Aspergillaceae. Gene Ontology annotation, molecular function: monooxygenase activity; oxidoreductase activity, acting on paired donors, with incorporation or reduction of molecular oxygen; iron ion binding. The coding region runs from base 1 to 1059 and encodes 352 amino acids. The record is from RefSeq and is a predicted model, not a curated record. The transcript is spliced from 4 exons.
AUGCGAUAUUCGCCAUACACAUCAGGGUAUCGGGAUGCUCCUUGCCCAAUUUCGCCCUGCAAGCUUCUAUUACCUGCGAGAAGAGCUUCUCGGCCUCAGGCCCGGGACCUGCUCGCGCUCCAUCAACGUUACGGCCCCGCAGUCCGCAUUUCGCCCACCGAAAUCUCUUUUUCAUCCGCGCAAUCAUGGACUGACAUCUACGCGCCGCGAAAAAGGGCCGAGUUUAUCAAGUCCCCUUUCUACGAUGGCGGCAACUUUGCGGAUAAGGCGCAUAGUAUCGUCUCGGAGCGAGACCCGGUCAAGCAUGCGCAGAUGAGGAAGUUUUUGGCGAGAGCGUUUAGUGAGCAGAGCCUGAGAGAACAGGAGGGAAUCAUUGAUGGCGUUAUCCAGAGAUGGGUGGAUAGGGUUGGAGAGGUCAGCAAAGCGGAGGGAACGGUUGAUUUGACGAGGUGGUUCAAUUUGAUGACCUUCGAUAUCAUUGGAUUACUGGCGUUUGGGAGGGAUUUUGGGGGAGUAGAAAGUGGCAAGACUCACUUCUGGAUUUCCGAUGUCCUGGGUAGCAUGUCACAGGCCAGUCUUUCCGAUACUCUGGCACGCUUCCCUUGGGCUGGUAAGAUCUACAUGCUCCUCCGACCAGGCUGGCUGAAGAGUCUUAUGGCCGCAUCGCAGCGUCACCAAUCCUACACGAUGAAAGUGACCACGCAGCGAAUAUACGAAAAGACUGAUCGCAAGGACUUCAUGUCUUAUCUCCUAUCCGACCGCGAAGAAGAAGCAAUCUCUGAUGUCCAACUCGCAGCCCAUGCGUCUGACUUUGUGAUCGCCGGCUCCGAAACAACCGCCACAACCCUGGCCGUCUGUAUUCACCACCUAUUGCUCACCCCAUCCAUCCUCCAGAACCUCACCAAGGAAAUCCUCUCGAAGUUCUCCACAUAUUCCGAAAUUACGGCUUCCUCGAGCGCACGGCUGAAAUAUCUCCACGCCGUGAGCCUCGAAGCGUUGCGUAUUUUCGCUCCCCUCCCGUUGGGACUACCGCGGGUCGUGCCCAGGGGGGCGGAGUAG